GUUUUUUCCAUGUUUUUAUCUUCAUCGGGGCGAGGGAGACAGCAUCCUCCUCCUCCUCCUCCUCUCUUCGCCGUCAUUCAUCCUCAUCGGAACAAAUGGGGAGAGAGGGCCCUCUAUUUCUCCUCCUUCUAUCUAUGAGGAGUAUCAUCGUUCUCAUCAGAAACUCGAGAGAGGACCUCUAUUUCUGAUUGUCUUCGCCUCCUUCCCUCUUUACUAUCAUUGAACGGUUCAGGCAUCAAUCAUCCUCAUCAUACAGUUGAUAGAGCAGCGUCGUCUCCAGAUUUUGGAAGGGUUUCAAUGUCAAAGAGUAAAGCAAGAGUUAAAGAUAGGAUUAGUGCAUUACCUGAUGAAGUUCUUUGUAAGGUUCUUUCCUGCCUUGAUAUACGAUAUGCUGUGAGGACCACCGUUUUGUCCCCGAGAUGGAACAACCUAUGGACCUCUCUUCCCAACUUAUGCUUUUGCAAUGAUUAUUUCAUUGAUGAUGAUGCUUUCAUGACGUUUGUGGAUCGUGUUCUUUUCUUUCGCGACUCCUCAGACAUCAAAAAAUUCUGUCUUGACUUCGACGAACCCAAGGAGGAAAAUUUCUGUCGUAUUGAAAGUUGGAUAUGUACAGCCAUUAGGCGGAAUGUUGUUGAACUUGAUCUUUCUGUCAAUUUAUAUCCAGACUAUAAGACUUUUGAAUUGCCUCGAAGUCUUUUCACUUGCAAAACACUAGAGGUGUUGAGCCUGAAGUCAAAUUUUAUUGCAAAUCCUCCAAAAUCUGGGUGUUUCCCAAGUCUCAAGGUACUCGAAGUUCUAGUUCGUUAUCCUGACCUUGAUAACUCGUCAUUAGAACAGAUUUUCGCUUACUGUCCUGUGCUCGAGGAUUUGAGAAUUGAAGGAUCUCUUGGGGAGUGUUGUGAUGUUUUGGAUUUCAAAAUCUCUGCACCUGAACUGAAAAGAUUAACAAUAGGAUUGGACAUUGACAGUUUUGAUGAUGAGAAGUAUAAUUUUUAUAUUAAUGCUCCAAAACUAGAAGUCUUUAACCUCCCUGCGGGUGAUUCGUCAGUGUUUUCAUUUGAGAUCAAUGCAAAAUCCCUCUUCAAAGCCAAUAUCAAUCUUUCUAGCUGUUGUAUACAUUUUGACAGUACAAAUGGACUUCUGGAAGCCAUCUCCAAUGUCAAACAGUUGUCUCUUUCAACUCGUAAUUUGGAGGGUGGUGUACCUGCUUUUGAUAAUCUGAACCAUUUGGAACUGAUUCUUGGUGGUUCUACCUGUUGGCGAUAUCUAAUAGAGUUUCUCAAGAGAUCACCGAAUCUAGAACAUCUUGUUAUCAAACAUGAUUGCGGAUUCAAGCAUGAGGACUUUACUCCUCUAGAGUUUGUGCCUGUUUGUAUGUUGUCACAUCUCAAGACUAUUACCAUAGCAAGCUUCAGGGGAAGUCAGGAUAAUAUGAGAGUAGCUCAGUAUUUGCUAAAGUACAGUGAAGUUUUGAAUAAGAUGAUUUUUACCAUUUCAGAAGGUCUUCCGAAUGCAGAAGAGAAGGCAUUGUACAAAGAAUUUUUAAUGUUCGAACGGGGUUCAAAGACUUGUCAAGUUGAAAUAUAUAACUAGGAUGCCCUUCUUGGUUUUAACAGGAUUCUAUGUUCAACUGUAAUUCAAGAUUUUGGAAGGAUUUUUCUAGAAAAGUUGUAAAAAAUAUCCUCUUUGGGGAUAAAAGUUGAGUC
Molecule: messenger RNA, 1706 nt
Organism: Rosa chinensis
Lineage: Eukaryota; Viridiplantae; Streptophyta; Magnoliopsida; Rosales; Rosaceae
Product: F-box/FBD/LRR-repeat protein At1g78750
Exons: 4
Coding region: 298-1593 (431 amino acids)
Molecular function (GO): protein binding
Source: RefSeq, a predicted model, not a curated record